CCUGCCGUUAGCCGUUGUUGUAUCCAAUGCUAGCGAACAAGAUAUGUGGCGAUACCAACUAGCUUCGCUCUCUGGCAAUAAAGCCACGAAAAGAUGCGCCUUCACGGGAUUAAAACAAUAAAACAAACAGCGAGAAGUCUGGAAAAACUUUGCCCAACUGUGCCCAAACUUCCCGUCAGCUUUUUUUUUGUUUUUUUUUGCGUGUGUGUGUGUGUUAGCCUUGUUUUAAUCUCGCCACUAUUACCGCCGCCGGACGCGUUUUUUUUUUUUUUUUCUUCUCCAGUCUGAUGAAUUCACCGAAACAAGACGGAGACGACGAUGUGCCCGUUAAAGACCCCGUAAAAUACGGAGAAUUGGUCAUUUUGGGGUACAAUGGCUCUCUUCCGAGCGGAGACCGCGGGCGCAGAAAGAGCCGCUUCGCUCUGUACCGAAGGGCCAAGGCCAACGGGGUCAAACCCAGCGCCGUGCACAUCCUCAACACGCCGCAGGACAGCAAGGCUGUCCACAGCAGGGGGCAGCACAGCAUCUCUUUCACGCUGUCUCGCAACCAGACGGUGGUGGUGGAGUACUGCCAUGACAACAGCACAGACAUGUUCCAGAUCGGACGCUCCACAGAGAGUCCCAUUGACUUCGUGGUGACUGACACCUCCGGAGGGGGGAAGGAGGGGGAGGACCCCUCUAUCGCUCCGAGCACCAUCUCACGCUUCGCCUGCAGAGUGGUGUGUGAGCGCAGCCCGCCGUACACCGCACGCAUCUACGCCGCUGGCUUCGACUCCUCCAAGAACAUCUUCUUAGGGGAGAAAGCAACCAAAUGGAAAAACCCCGACGGGCACAUGGACGGGCUCACCACCAACGGGGUGCUGGUGAUGCACCCGGAGGGGUUCCCAGAGGACCCCAAGCCGGGUCUGUGGAGGGAGAUCUCCGUCUGUGGGGACGUUUACGCCCUGCGCGAGACUCGCUCCGGACCCACCCGGGGAAAACUGGCGGAGGGUGAGAGCAGCGCGCUGCGUGACGGUUCCCUGGUCGACCUGUGCGGGGCCACCCUGCUGUGGCGUACAGGCGAGGGGCUCAUGCGCGCCCCCACCCUGCGCCACCUGGAAGCACUUCGCCAGGAGCUCAAUGCGUCCCGGCCCCAGUGUCCUGUAGGCCUCAGCACGCUGGCCUUCCCCAGCCUGCCACGCAGCCACAGCCUCGAAGAGCGCCAGCCUUGGGUCUACCUCACGUGCGGCCACGUCCACGGACGCCACGACUGGGGCCAGAGAUCCGAGGGAGUGGCGGAGCCGCGAGAGGGCGAGGGCUCGACGACCCGCCGAGAAUGUCCCCUGUGCAGGAGCGUGGGCCCCUACGUGCCCCUGUGGCUGGGCUGCGAGCCGGCCGUGUACCUGGACGCCGGAGCUCCCACUCACGCUUUUGUGCCGUGCGGCCACGUCUGCUCGGAGAGGACAGUCAGGUACUGGGCGGAGACCCCGCUCCCCCACGGGACGCACGCCUUCAGACCCGUCUGCCCCUUCUGCUCCGCCGCCCUCGGCACCCCCGGCUGGACGCGGCUCAUCUUCCAGGGGCCCAUCGACUAGCCCCGCGACCCCCUCAGCAGCCGCGAUCGCAGUAACGGCACGAGGCCUGAGCUCCAUUCGCGUUCCAAUCGUCGGUCAGUGUUCAGCACGUGAGAGGUCGUUGAUUAGGAGUGCGUGUCAUUUGUUUUUUAAACGUUCUAGCAGCAGGUGUGUACGACGAACACUGUCCUACGUUGUGACCGGGUGGAGCCCAGAGCCGAAGCCCUCAUUUAUCCCUCGGUGCUUGUUGAUUGGUAGGAGAUCUGGAGAAUAAUCAACGCUGUCACGUGGACGGUAUUUUACUCUAAAUGAUCCUCUUGUCAGGGGAAGAUUCUGCUGUUUUUCAUUCCAACGAAACGCUCGCUUAUUUCCCCCCCGACGUCCUCACAAGUCACACGAUUCAUACGCAGGAGCUCAAACCGAAGCUGCUCGACCCCCUUUUUAAAAAAAAUAAAAAAUAAAUAACUUUCACUCCCAAUCGUUCGAUUGACAAAGCGAUCCUAACAACCUUCAUUUGUACGUCUCAGAAGCCGCGUCUGAAACGACGAGUAGCUUUUUUUUAAUUCUUUUUUUUUUUUUUGCACAAAAGAAAAUGGAACGGUCUUUUUACUCCGUUCACCUGCAGCGUCUCACCGGCCUGCGGCGCCCGUGUGUCCUUAACUCGGUGAAACGCCACCUCUUGCACUUCUCGGGCCCCGAUGUCCGACGUCUUCUUAAUUUCUCACCGUAGCUGUUGUGAAAUGCUGCCGCUCGUCGAACAGUACAACCCAUCAUGGUCUCAGCUUAUGCACACACACACACACACAUAAGAAACACAACAACACCUAGUCUCUUUUAUAGAGUUGCACCCUGACCUGCCCGUCUUCCUUCCUGAAUGACCGUCUGGUUUCUAUUCAUUGCCGUGUUCCCAGCAGGCAGUUUGAACUACUCGGAGGUGACAAGGUGAUGCAUCAGACCCCAUAAAUGAGACUCCUCGUGUCGUUGUGGUUGGAAUGAAAACCUGCAGACUCUUUUGUGACCUCCUGAAGCUCCGGAGGGAACACGACACUACACGCUGUGUGUGUGUGUGUGUGUGUGUGUGUGUGUGUGUGGCAAGGAUAGGCACCCGAAAACCGGGUGAAAUCCACUUCAUAACUCUCUACAGCAAUAAUAGCGAGUCCCCGUACAGAAGCUGGAUGUUGUGCUGCGUUCAGGCGUUCGGUCGGUGAACACGGCUCAAACGGUUUUCCAGGUUAAGGGCUCAACCAGAGGCGUGUUCAUUAUCAUGGUUUUAUUUUAUUUCCAAUGUGUGUGUGUGUGUGUGUGUGUGUGUGUGUGUGUGUGUGUGUGUGUGUGUGUGUGUGUGUGUGUGUAACCAAAGCAUUAGAAUUUAAAGACGAGCAACUGAAUCGGUGAUGAAACACCCGACAUUUAUUUAAAUACUCGGAAAACGCUGUUAUUCUGAACACACUUCUGGUUGCCGAAUUUUGCUAAGCAGGGUCCGUGUUCGCAUGGUGGAGCGUUUUCAAAAAAGUUUUGACCUUGCAUAACCUCAAAAGAUUAAAAAAAAACUAUUUUGUUAGGGGGUG
Molecule: messenger RNA, 3121 nt
Organism: Cyclopterus lumpus (lumpfish)
Lineage: Eukaryota; Metazoa; Chordata; Actinopteri; Perciformes; Cyclopteridae
Product: E3 ubiquitin-protein ligase pellino homolog 2
Exons: 7
Coding region: 288-1574 (428 amino acids)
Biological process (GO): protein polyubiquitination; regulation of Toll signaling pathway
Molecular function (GO): ubiquitin protein ligase activity; protein binding
Source: RefSeq, a predicted model, not a curated record